Ziziphus jujuba (common jujube) is the source of this 2222-nucleotide messenger RNA. RefSeq names its product cytochrome P450 CYP82D47. Lineage: Eukaryota; Viridiplantae; Streptophyta; Magnoliopsida; Rosales; Rhamnaceae. Gene Ontology annotation, biological process: defense response to other organism. The transcript has 2 exons. The record is from RefSeq and is a predicted model, not a curated record. Gene Ontology annotation, molecular function: iron ion binding; monooxygenase activity; oxidoreductase activity, acting on paired donors, with incorporation or reduction of molecular oxygen. Bases 435 to 2045 code for a protein of 536 amino acids.
AAUGAUAAUAGACGUUUUGUUUGAUGUAUUGAGGUAGCUAGAAAGUUAGGAUGGAAUUGUUUUAGAAAAUUAUUCCAAUCCUUAUAAACUGAUGAAGGACCUUAAUUGUUUGGUUGCUCCAGCAACUAGUACUGUUAUAAUUAGAUUAGAUCCAUAUAUACAUUUUCCCUUUUGAAGGUAAGAAAUUGUAUACUUUUAUACAUUUUCAAUAAUGAAAACUUGGUAAUGGAAGAUUAAAAUGGACAAAAAUGAAAAAAAAAGAAAAAAAAAGAAGUAAAUCUUUUUGACGUCAAAUGAAGAAUGUAUCGUGUGUGUGUGUAUAUAUAUAUAUAUAUAUAUAUAUAAGUUGGUGUUGAAUGUUCAUACACCUUGCAUCAUCGCAUUUUGCUCGGAGCGUCGGUUGCUAUUUCUUCGCAGUACUCUAACCCUCACAAAUGGAGUACAUUGUCUUCCAACAUGAUCAUCUGGACACUGCAAUAAUAGCCGGAGUUACAGCCAUACUUGUUUUUCUAUACUUUGCUCACAGGAGCUUACUUACCGUUGCCAGGCAUCUGGGAGUUCCCAAACCACCUGAAGCCGCAGGAGGAUGGCCAAUAAUCGGUCACCUCCAUCUUCUCGGAGGCUCAUCUGAGCUUCCCCACAUAGCCUUGGGAGCCUUAGCCGAUAAGUAUGGACCUAUUUUCGCCAUUCGGGUAGGUGUCCAUCCGGCUGUGGUGAUAAAUAGUUGGGAAGUAGCGAGGGAGUGUUACACUACACAUGAUGUGGCUGUAUCCUCUCGUCCCAAGUAUAUAGGCGCAGAAAUCUUGGGUUCGGACUAUGCCAAUUUUGGAUUCUCUCCCUACGGCCCUUAUUGGCGUAAAAUGCGCAAGGUAACAGCAUCCGAGCUACUAUCCCAUGCCCGGCUAGAGCAGCUCAAACAUGUUCGAUCUUAUGAAACAGAGAGCUCAAUAAAAGAGCUUUACAAGCUUUGGACCAAGAGACCUAAUGGUACGGACGAUUAUAUUGUGGAAAUGCAGCAGUGGAUUGGGGACAUAAAUCUGAACGUGAUUCUUAGAAUGGUUGCUGGAAAGCGAUAUUUUGGUGCUACUUCUUCUGUGAGUGAUGAUGACGGUGACCAGAAGCAGAUUCAUCGGUGCCGGACUGCCAUGAGGGAGUUCUUUCAUCUGACCGGCCUAUUUUUGUUGGGGGACGCCAUUCCUUUCCUCAGGUGGUUGGAUUUGGGUGGAUAUGAAAAGGCCAUGAGGAAAACCGCAAAAGAAUUGGACAGUCUCGUCGGAGAAUGGUUAGAUGAGCAUCGCCGGAAGAGAGAUUCCGGUGACUUUAAUGGAGACCAAGACUUCAUGGACGUGAUGCUAUCUCUCCUUGAUCCCAAUGACAAUGACCUUGCUGGUCAUAAUGCUGAUACUGUCAACAAAGCUACAUCCAUGAGUCUGAUUAGCGGAGGCACGGAUACGACUACGGUUACUUUAGUUUGGGCACUAUCAUUACUGCUGAACAACCCCAGCGUACUUGAAAAGGUUCAAGAUGAACUUGACGUUCAAGUUGGUAAGGAAAGACUAGUGAAUGAAUGGGAUAUAAGCAAAUUGGUGUAUCUUCAAGCUGUAGUUAAAGAGACUCUAAGGUUGUACCCGGCAGGACCGCUAGGAGGACCUAGAGAAUUUACCAAGGACUGCACUGUAAGUGGGUACCAUAUUAAAAAGGGAACCCGAUUGAUCACAAACCUUUGGAAGAUCCAAACCGACCCUCGCAUUUGGGGCAGCCCGUUGGAGUACAAGCCAGAGAGGUUCCUCACCACGCAUAAGGAUGUAGAAGCCAAAGGUAAACAUUUCCAACUUAUUCCUUUUGGUGCUGGAAGAAGACUAUGCCCCGGAAUCAAUUUUGGGCUCCAAAUGACGCAUUUAGUUUUGGCGAGUUUGGUGCAUGCAUUUCAAUUGUCGACUAAUGAAGCAGUUGACAUGACGGCCAGCUUUGGACUUACAAAUAUCAAAGCCACCCCACUUGAAGUUCUCAUCAAACCCCGCUUAUCCAGCCAUUUGUAUGACUAAUAUAAUAUUAAUGAUUCCGUUCCAUGUAUAGUCUGUCUUAUUUAGUAAUUGUCGUUUUCUGUAUUUUUCCUGUGCUUAUAUUAACUGGGUAUGUAAUAUUAUGCAUUUUAAUCUUUCAAUAAUACUAUAAAUGUAAACGAAGUAAUAAAACUUAUUACUUGUUUUUCUUGUAUUUUA